GUUCUACUAUCCAUUCACGGCCUUGACCACAGUCUUCAUUCAUGUACUAUCCAACCCACACGAUAGCCGCAACCAGAGCGACAUAGCCCUCAUGGAAACUGUCGUUGGAUUCUUUGGUCGCCACGAAUACGUCACAGCCGGCGAGGCUGCCUUUACAAAAACGACAGAACUCGUCAGACAGGCCCGAAGGGUUAUCGACAGUUACAAAAAUAAGAGCGAUAGCCGAAGUCUCCAAAGCACAACGAGCUAUGAAGAUAUCAUGACGUCUAUGGAGAUGCCCCUGCAGGAUGGUGCCUCUAUGCAAGGCAGGCCAGCAGAGGUGGUGGAGAUGUACGCGAGCAAUUCAAACACUACUAGCCACGACGUCGACGAACCAGAUACCGCAGGCGUUGGUUUGCUCCCCCAGGUCGAAUCUUCGCGAAUGCAUACCGUUGGCGGAGAGGACCAUACUUUGUCUGGCAUCCCAACUGAUCGGAUCAUAGGCGUUCCGCAUAAUAGCCAUGCACUCUACUCCGGCAUGGCUAAUUUUGCAGUGCCCAAUGUUGGAGACUCGAUCCAAGUCCAGUGGUAG
Colletotrichum godetiae is the source of this 571-nucleotide messenger RNA. RefSeq lists its product as uncharacterized. The transcript has a single exon. The coding region runs from base 92 to 571 and encodes 159 amino acids. The record is from RefSeq and is a predicted model, not a curated record. Lineage: Eukaryota; Fungi; Ascomycota; Sordariomycetes; Glomerellales; Glomerellaceae.